This is a messenger RNA of Larimichthys crocea (large yellow croaker), 1592 nucleotides long. RefSeq names its product cyclin B3 (gene ccnb3). Gene Ontology annotation, biological process: mitotic cell cycle phase transition. Lineage: Eukaryota; Metazoa; Chordata; Actinopteri; Sciaenidae. The coding region runs from base 223 to 1572 and encodes 449 amino acids. Gene Ontology annotation, molecular function: cyclin-dependent protein serine/threonine kinase regulator activity. The record is from RefSeq and is a predicted model, not a curated record. The transcript has 13 exons.
UGAGAGCGAGGCGCAUCAGAUUUGGAUCCUCAGACUCAGUCACUGUUUUCCGUCGGAGUCUUUGUGAAGCAGCGCAGCAGCUCUGGACUGUUUACAAGCGGCCAAACGAGCUUUUUACACCCCGAAAUCAAGCGACUGGGUCCGGCCAGGAGGAUUUAGAAGACACGGUGAGUGAGAACACCGCUGCAGAGUUUGUUUCUGGGGGGAUAAAAGGAGCCGAACAUGCCGGUGUUGAGGGGAAAGAAGCCCGCAGUCACCGCCGGGAGUAGGAUCCCGAAGCUGACCGCAGCAGCCACCGAGAACCAGGAGGAAGGCCCGCAGGUGAAGAGGUCCUCCUCACCUCCUCAUGGAGCCCCCAAGAAGAGGACCGCCUUCAUAGACAUCACCAAUGCCAUCGGUCUGUGUCUGUCAGACUGUCGGCCCGAUGGCGACCUCGGCUUCAGGACAGCUCACAAGGUUCAGAUCAGCAUCCCAGGGAGGAAGAAAGAAACUGGGAAGAGGCAGGUGAAGAAAACGAGCUCCGCCUCGGUGCCAGCGAAGAAUCAAGCCAACCUGAAAAAGUCUUCGUCUGUGAGCUCUGAGGGGACGCCUGCAGAGAAAGAGAAGAGCGAUGCUGAAGAGGAGGCGCAGAGGGACGUGGAAGCUCCAGUCGAAGAGCUGGUGGCUGCCACGCCCCCUGCUGUCCGUGAAGUGCCAGCACACCUUCAGAAACAAGUUAUCCCAAAGGAGUUUGACAUCGACUCGGAGGACACAGAGGACUGCUACAUGUGUCCGGAGUAUGCCAAGGACAUCUUUGACUACCUCAAAAAGAGAGAGGAGAAGUUUGUGCUCUGUAACUACAUGCCCAAGCAGCCCACCCUUAACCCCGAGAUGAGGGCAAUCCUGAUUGACUGGCUGGUGGAAGUACAGGAGAACUUUGAGCUGUACCACGAAACCCUGUACCUGGCCGUGAAGAUGAUGGACCACUACCUGUCCAAGACUCCGGUCCACAGGGAGCUGCUGCAGCUCGUCGGCUCCACCACCAUGCUCAUCGCCUCCAAAUUUGAGGAGCGCAGUCCGCCAUGCGUCGACGACUUCCUCUACAUCUGCGACGACGCGUACAAGAGGGAGGAGCUUAUCUCCAUGGAGGCGAGCAUCCUGCAGGCGCUGUCCUUCGACAUCAACAUCCCCAUCCCGUACCGCUUCCUCAGACGCUACGCAAAGUGUGUGAACGCGGGGAUGGACACGCUGACCCUGGCGCGGUAUUACUGCGAGAUGAGCCUCAUGGAGAUGGAGAUGGUGUCGGAGAGAGGAUCGCUGCUGGCCUCGGCCUGCCUGCUGAUGGCGCUCGUCACCAAAGACCUGGGAGGUUGGUCUCCCAUCCUUCAGUUCCACUCGGGCUAUCAGACGUCAGAUUUGGCGCCCGUCGUCCAAAAACUCCACGCAAUGCUCUCAGCUCCCCCGGAUGACAAGCUGAAGUCCAUCAGAAACAAAUACUCGCACAAGGUGUUUUUCGAAGUCGCGACCCUACCGUUGGUCAACAUCGACGUGUUGGAGAAAGCUCUAUCUCCGCGAGACGUCACCCCUCCCUAAAAGGGGAAAAAAAUUUAAAA